AUGUACGAGCUCCUUUGGAAACUUUUCAAACAUACGAACUGCUUCAUUCCAUUGGUAAUUGUUUCUAAUCAUAGUUCACUCGAUGUCGAGGAUGUCCACAUUGAUGGAGAAGUGGACGCUGCAGCUGAUGCUGAUAUCAAAGCAUCUGUUACUGACGAAGGUGAUGACGAUGGAGAUGAUAUUGAUGACGAUGAAACAACUGAUUUUGAUGCUGCUGGUGGCGAUAAUGACGGUGACGAUAAUGGUGAAAGUGCAUCCGAUGAUGCAGCUGCUGACGACACUGCUGCUGGUUUUGAUGAUGAACAUGAAGAUAAUUCUUGUGCAAAUGAAGUCGCUGAUGCCUCUGCGGGUGUUAUUGUCUCUAAUGAUGAGUAUGAUGAUAAUGAUGAUGGUAGUGGCGAAGAUGUAACGACAUUUGACGUGUUUAGAUUUGAGGUGCUGUAG
Molecule: messenger RNA, 444 nt
Organism: Stylophora pistillata
Lineage: Eukaryota; Metazoa; Cnidaria; Anthozoa; Scleractinia; Pocilloporidae
Product: prostatic spermine-binding protein-like
Source: RefSeq, a predicted model, not a curated record